UUCCCCAAGACACCUGCACCUCGUUGGAGUUGAGGGUGUUGGAUGAAGGUCUGAUUGUGGUCCCCGAGUGCACGUCAAACAACUUGGACACCAGUGUCCUCUUGUGCGCCGGUCCCUCCACCAAGAAGAGGGAGCAUCUGUCUGCGUCCACAAGGAUGCACACGUUGAUCAGGAUCUUAUAGCUCAGGUUGGUCAAGUCCAGAUCGUUGGAGAUGUCCUUAACCAGCUCGAGGAAGAACUCCCUCUCGUUGGUCUCCCUGAGCCGACACUUGUGGUCGGUGGCCGUGGAUGCAUACUGGGGUACGCUGACUCUAGACUCCAGCAGGGCGCUGAGGAUGUGCGCCGUGGUGGGAGGCAGGGAGCUGGCUUUACGCAGGAGCGCGCGGCGCCUCAUGCUAGACUGAGGGUCCUGCUGGCUGAAGCUGGCGUGCUCGUCGUAAGUUCGGUGUGCCGUGGUGGCUUUGGACCGGGCGAAGUUGCGCCGAAGCUCCAGGUGAGACGACCUGCGCCGGAGAGCGUCCGGAUUGGCCGGCCAGAGAGCGGGGUCCUUGGCUGGGAAGCGUCUCUCCUCGGCUGUGGAUACUUUCGGGGCCUGGUGUUCCCUCAUCCACCUGCUAAUGUGCUCGCACUUGGCUUUUCGAACCAGAUACUCCUCAAAGAGGUCGGGGUGUCCGUCCAAAAACGCCUCUAUGUCAGAGAAGUCAGAAGCCAUCAUGGUGUGAGAUGCUGUGAGGAGCAAACGACGCGCUCGAAUGCUGGAACAUGAGUGAAACUGCACGGAGGGGCUGCCCGUCUAACGUAAAUCCAUUCAUUACCCAGCCUGCUGUAUUCCUUGGAUGGCCUUCAGUCCCCUGCUCGCCGUUGUGUCCUUAUCACCUAUGCCUCAUGCUUCUCUCUUAAGGAAACCCUAUCCAUUACGUGGACAUUGAAGUGUCUUCAGAUCUCCCCUGGUUGGCUAUCAUUUUCCAUUGACAGUCCUUUUUAUUUUUUUUCAGUGGUGUUGUUUUUCAGUUUCAACUUACUGGUUUUCAGCGUAAAUUUUACUUUUCACUGUACAGCAAUGAUCAAUUCCUUUGGAAAGUUCCAGCAAGUUCCUAGAAUUCUUCCUUUAAUCCAGGGGUCUCAAACUCGUGGCCCGUGGGACAUUUGCGGCCCGCCGAGUCACAUUUUGUGGCCCGCGACUUGUCUUCAAAGAUGACUGUAAUACGGCCUGCGACAAGCCAAUGUUACUCGUAGGAUGCACACAUAAGCCUACACUGAACUAAGAGUGAGUAAGUCACUUAAAAAAUGUGGUAAAAAAAUUCCACCCAUUUUCUAUACCGCUUGUCUUCAUUAGGGUCACGGGUAAGCUGGAGCCUAUCCCAGCUGAAUGCAGCAAAAUAUAAACUGUUAAAUUAUUUAUUUAUUUAUUUGAUUCACCCUAUUACUGUAUCAAGAUAUUAUUGUUAUUGUGAGCCAUGUAUCGCGUGUCAUAUCGUGAGGUACCCCAAGAUUCCCAGCCCUACUCCUAAUACUUGAUGCGGCCCAGCCUCACUCAGACUCUACCUCCAGCGGCCCCCAGAGUUCCUGUAGCCCGAUGGAGUCCCCCUUGCUAAACAACAGCAUCAUACCAAAUCACCGUGACAUCACUGAUGACACAAAGAAAAGUGAUGUGCGCCUCAAUGAUCGACUCAUACCAAAACCCACCGAUGUCAAUUUAGUGGACAUAAUAAUAAAGACUCCAAGAGCUCCAAGAGAACAUCCCUAUGCAUCCCACAUCUCCCGCUUUGCGAUGUUCCCUUCCUUUAGAUCUUCAGGUGGUCCUCAAACAGGAGUCAGGGCAACACCGUUCCCUUUUAUCAGCCCCAUUGUCCCACCCGCACCACCAAAUGUUACUCUGCGCAGCAAAACUAAAGGUGGUCCAUACAGGCAUGAGGUCUUGGAGACACCAACAAGUGAGAAUACAGCCAAAUGGACAGGAGACCAUGGCUUCAUAGAUCGUCCAAAACCAGUGAGAGGAGUAAGACAUGCCCUGUACCCCGCUCCCACAAAGGCAGUAUUGCCAAACCCCAAACUACCAGGGGAUUUGACAGCAUCUGAGCGGACACACAACAUGUCAAAAAGUUUGGAUAAGAUGCACUGGAUCACCUCUUAUCAGAUGGACUACAAAGGAUUGCAGUCAGAUAGUAAACUUGAUCAUAAAAUUGAUGACUUCAUGAUCAAAGCGGAUAGUAAACUUGAUCAUAAAAUUGAUGACGACAUGGUCAAAGUGGACGACACUACUGGCAGAACUUCACAAUCUGCACCACUGAGAACAGAGAGAGAUAGGAGCCUGUAUGUGUGUGUUCCCUCUAAAGUUAGACACGGAAUGAAGAAAAAACAGGAGAAAAACAUGAGGAGCGCUUAUGCUGAUGUGUAUUCGAACCCAUUUCCACCUCCAAAACAGCGUUCUGUUAGAAGCCAGCAUAGCUCUCGCAAGAUUGUCGGUGACCGCAAUGAAGCAACAGCUCCGCACAAAAUUGACCGUCAUGUGCGUGGUGGAGCAGAACAUGCUAAGUCUUCGGGCACAAAUCAAGUGGUGGAGAACAUUUGUGGUGACUGUGACAGCAAAAAGGGAGGAAAGGUGCAUUUUGCCGAAAACCAAACACACGACCAAGAACCUGAAUUGCCACAAAACCUGCCGCGCCUUCCUGUGCUGCCUGAAAUCGCACCUGUCAGAAGAGCUGUCGGUAGUCGGGAAAGUGCAGCUGGUGACCUUCUGGGCCUCCAAGGUUCUUAUACAAAAACAAAGGCCCAUCAGAACUUCAACAGCUCCAUUAAUUAUGAUACAGUCAACCUGAGGGACAAUGUGGUCAGUGGCAAGAAACAUAACUUCUAUGGGAUCAACUGUAACUACAUACACGGAUAAACUUUAGCAGCGUUUAUGGUAAAUACACUACAAAAAUCAAAAGCAAAAUCUGACAUCAGGGUCAAAAAUACUUCUUUCUCUCUUACUUGGCACCUCUUUAGACCAGUUUGCUUAUCCUAUGUAACAGAGGUGUGACCUCAAGUCACGCAACUUAGACUCAAGUCAGAUUCGAGUCACAAUGUUGUUGACUUUGGACUUGACAAUAAAUAUAUUUGUCUCAGACUUUAGUCUGUUGACUUGAAAAUACUAGAUGUAUGUGACGAAUGUGUCCCUAUUCAGAGUAUUUAACUAACGUGAUUGUUAUUUUGCAACCUCCAGCAAGACAACAUAUUUUUCCUUUGACUCUGCCUCGUUGAAUGCAUCUACCGUAUUAAGGCCCAAUCAGGUUUAAGAACUAACAACGAAUGGGUGGAUUACAUGUCUGUGCACUGACUAAAUCCUGAAUGCUGUCACCACUCUUUUUCUGUGACUAAGUCUAAUCACAAUGGUCUUAUUUUAUUAAAAAAAUUUAACAAUUCAAAAUGCACUCAUUGUAUUUGUGAAAUUGAAUAGAUUGUUACUUGGUUAAAAUGGCAUUUUCUUUGAUAAACAUGAAGCAGUGCUUAUGACUUGUAAGGACUCCAGCCUAUGACUUUGGAUUUUACUUGACCUGUGUUGUCUUGACUGAAGACUUGACUCGGACUUGCACGUCUUUACUUGAGACUUAACUCAAGGUGAAAGAUGAAAACGUCCCCAUAUUGGACAAAAUAUAAGACGACCCCGAAGAUAAGCUUUGACAAUAAGCUUUGGUUCUCUGUGUCACGGACACAUCUCUCCUGGUUUGUGAGUGACAGGAAGAAAAGCUCUUGACUGGCUAGGUGAAAAGUCUUUGGGAACCACCUACUUGUUUGCACGUAUAAAUCUCCAGACACUGAAUGUAAGACGACCCGACUUUUUUCUAGAGAAAAAAUAUAUAGGAUAUAGCAGUGAUUCUCAACUGGUGGGUUGCGACCCAAAAGUGAGUCACAAAGCCGUUUCCAAAAAUUGUGUAAUGACCCAAUGUCCGUGAAAGCACCUCACGCCAGUAUCGAGUAUGGACUUAAUGCACUAUGCACUGUCCGGCAUAAAGUGAAAGCUCACGUUGUGUUCAACGGGGGAAUUACACCCACAAUUACGACUACCAGGUACAGUAUGACGGUACUGGGAGGUGUUUUAUGCCCAAUUCGAUAUAUUGGCCCAGGCAGAGGGGCGGUAUACACAAGAAAUGGUGCCCCUAUUCUUAUUAAACAUACCUACUGAGUGUUGAAUCAGAGCAACUGGACUCGCCUGAUUUUUAACGUCUUGUCACUUCUCUUUCAGGUCUAUGUGCAAAUGCUCUGAUUCAUCUCCCCAGAUACAGUAUAACAUGUACUGCAAAUCUUUACACUUUUUGUUCAAAUAGUAGAAAAUGGAUGGCUGGAGACAGACAUCUACACAAUUCAACUUUUGACCAGAAAGAUGCAGGCUGUUUUAUUUCUUGCACAUCUAUCUAUGCCCAUCUGAUCAAAUUCAGUACAUUUAAUGAGAUGUUCAGAAUUCUGUAGUCAUUUCAUUCCUUUUUAGUGAUAUUUAAUUUAUGUGGCUUUUACGUGCCUCACCUAAAACUAAAGAAUUUGUAUACAAGUUCACAAUAAAAAUUGAUAUUCAAGGUUAUAAAUGUAUUGGAUUCUUGCACCCUGAUUAAAAAAUCCAAACAAUAUUCCCUACCCUCUUGAAAUAGAGCAUGUUUGCAAUAUUAUUUGGAGCAAAUGAGUACAACACAGUGGUCUAGUACGGCGGUCUAGUGGUUAGCAUGUUGGCCACACAGUCACAGUCAGGAGGUCGGGAAGACCUGGGUUCGAAAAUGUGGAGUUUGCAUGUUUUCCCCGUGCGUGUGUUUUCUCCGGCUACUCCGGUUUCCUCCCUAACAUGCAUGUUAGGUUAAAUGGGGACUGUGAGUAUGUAAAUGUAAGCGUGAGUGGUUGUUUGUCUAUAUGUGGCGACCAGUCCAGGGUGUACCAAAGUCAGCUGUGAUAGGCUCCGCAUACCCCCGUGACCCUAAUGAGGAGGAGUGGUAUAGAAAAUGGAUGGAUGGAAUACAACACAAUCACUGUCUUAUAUAAGGCUUCUAGUGGCCGGAGAUGACUGCAGUGUUUGUCUUUAUAACUCCUGCUGCAGUAACCUUGUAUCUUAACAUUGUGAAAGGGAAAGAAAUGUUUUUUCUACUCACUGCACUCUACAAUCUGUUGCUUUCAAAUCGACCCUUUGUAAAACGAUGCUUUUGACACAAAGUCCUUGAGGCCCCCAUCCUCAGCUUUGAAUGAUGUAA
Dunckerocampus dactyliophorus (ringed pipefish) is the source of this 5213-nucleotide messenger RNA. RefSeq lists its product as uncharacterized. NCBI's taxonomy places the organism in Eukaryota, Metazoa, Chordata, Actinopteri, Syngnathiformes, Syngnathidae. The transcript has 11 exons. Bases 1577 to 2887 code for a protein of 436 amino acids. The record is from RefSeq and is a predicted model, not a curated record. Gene Ontology annotation, cellular component: centrosome.